AUGUUCGUGGAGGUGUUGGAGAUGAUCGAGCUCGCGGUACAUACACUUAGCGACCCCACGCCAGUCGAACAUCUCGCCAACGUUCGAGGAAGCGUUACACUCUUGUUUUCUCUCGCCAAAUAUCGGGCCAUGCAUGAAGUGCUUCAGAGAGUGUCUCCACAGAAAGGCCCUGGCAUGCUUUGGAAGAAGAGAAUGCAGGCGAAGCUCGAGCAAGCAGAUUGUGCAAACCGAUAUGACACUGCCAUUGACCUGUCUCAUCAAGUCCUUUCAUCCGCAAAGACGUCCGAUGAAUCCCUGACCUCGACUGCUCUGUCUAUGGAUGAUCUCGGAGUGGCUUUAAUGCACAGAGGACGUUUCCGAAAUGCUGCUUCUGAGUGCCGGAAAGCGCUGGCGGAGAGGAGGAUCGGUCUGGGGAGCUCGUAUUCUGAUACGCUUACCAGCUGUCACAACUUGGCCGAGAUUCUGAAGAGAGAUGGCCAGACUGCGGAGGCUAUGAGGUACAUUCAGGGAGCUUUGGUAGGCAGAAAGAGUAUUCUUGGCCCUGAUCAUCUGGAGACUGUGCACAGCAGAUUUGUGAAGGCGAGCAUUCUUCGGUACAAGGCAGUAUCCGUCAAUGACUUUGAUGAAGCGGAACCUCUGGUUUUAAGUUGCAUUGAAAAGCUGGGCUUCACCUUGUCAAACUCUCACCCACUUGUCAUUUCGUGCACAAGCAAGCUCGCACUCAUCAUGCUCGCACGCGGCAACUACGAAAUGGCGGAGCAGAUGAAUCAAGAAGCCCUCAAUGCCAGAGAGCAAGGACCAUGGCUCGAAGCCUCGACACAUCCCGAUACUCUCACAAGCAAGCAUCAGCUAGCCGAAGUACUGCGACUGAAAGAGGGAUGCAAAUCGGCAGACGUAUUGAGCGAAGCUGUAUUCACAGACCGCACAGCUAUUCUGACGAACGGCACUCUUACUGGACAAUAUCUCCCCCCCGAUCAGCUUGCCAGUCUUCAUCACUGA
This is a messenger RNA of Cadophora gregata, 999 nucleotides long. RefSeq lists its product as uncharacterized. Lineage: Eukaryota; Fungi; Ascomycota; Leotiomycetes; Helotiales; Ploettnerulaceae. Gene Ontology annotation, molecular function: protein binding. The transcript has 2 exons. The coding region runs from base 1 to 999 and encodes 332 amino acids. The record is from RefSeq and is a predicted model, not a curated record.